CGUAUUGGCCAAUAUCUAGUGGCCAUUGCAUUCAAAACCAAACAUUUAACACAAAUCCUAAGGAAAAUUCUGCAUGUUAGGUUGUUUUACAGGCACUAUCUAAAACAAUCUUAUUGUUAUCUUAUGAAUCUCUUUAGAAGCAAUUGUUCUUUUACAAAUUGUGCUGCAAUCAUACUUUUGAUGUGGGCUACUGAACAUUACACAACAUUUGGAUUGGUAGGUGUGAUAUAUAUGCAGCACCACAAUCAGUGUCCUGCUAUUUGAAUAUCUAUUGAUUUAAUUUCAAUUAACGGUCAGAUAACUGAUAACACAUGUCAGUACCCCAAAUGCUUCCUGAUCCCAUCCUAAAUGUUACUGACGAUAUUCCUCCUAUCCAACCUUCUGCCAUGGUUGCUUCCUGCUGCCAGCUGACCACCAGCGUACCAGCAGAGGAUCAGAAGAUGCCCACAGUGCAGGAGUAGUCCAGAGGAGGGGGGGGUUUGACAGAAAAUGUCUGCCUCGCUCGCCCCGUCCCUCCUCCCUCAGCCAGCCCCUCUCCAAGGUUGGCCCAGCAGUACGUCUACCCACAGGCCUACAUGCAGCCCAGCCUGGUGCUGCCCUCUCAGGUUUCCCCCUCCGUCGCCAGCAGCCCCUACAUGGACUACAGCGCCGCCUACUCCCAGUACGCCCAGGCGGCCUUUGAGCAGCAGUACCCGUACGCCGCCUCUCCGGCCAGCUUCCUGGGGUACAGCUACGCCACCAGCCCCACAGCCAGCGCCGGACCAGCCCCUGCCGCCACGGCACCGGCCUCCAUCCACGCCUCCCUCCCCUCUGCUGCCGGCCCGGGACAGGCCUUCCUGCACUACGCCCAGCAGCAGCACAUCCAGCCGGACCGCAUGCAGUGAGCCUGUGAAGGAAGCACCGAAGAAGAAGAAGAAGAAGAUGAAGACAGUGGAGGUGGAGGAGGAGGGAGUAGUGGACGCGGACCUUUUUAUAAAGAGAUGAUGGCGAAACCUUUAAGGGUGACCCAGCUAUCAUCAGCAGGGGCUUUCAGGAAGAGGAAAAAAAAGGGUGGGACUAUUGCACUAUACGAUCAGGAAUGAACCCUUUGCUCGUUGGCUAAAGGGUAAAAGGGUUGGGAGGCUGUCAAGGUUCACGUUUGGGAAACUAGACAGCUUAAAGUAUGUGGUCGCUUCCAAGGGCUUCCAGAAGCUGACACUUCAUGUUUUUAUUAUCAUUAUUAUUACUAUUAUUUUUAUCGUCCUUUAUUAUUGUAUUAAUGUCAAUGUUUGUUUGUAUGCCAUUAUUAUCAAUGUUGUUCUGGCUCAAUCAGUGGAAGUCCUGUGUGUCCGUGGUACAUACUGAUGGUGGGAGAGCUGUCACACCUCUUUCCUCCCGACCCCCAGUGUCAGGGGCCGGAUAUUAAGGGCACUGCUGCUUUUGGACACUCGGGGAAAGUCAGAGAUGGGUGAAGGCAAACAUGGGGGCGAGAAGGGUAUACAGCCAGCCCUAAGCCUCCCUGUGGUCCCAUCCUAGUGCCCUUCACAGGGUAGAACUGCCCUGUGAACAAAAACCUCCAGAUCUACGACACAAAAGGACGAUGAGAUUUCACCUCAAGGACAAAUCGGAAAGAACGUUUCAGUAUAAAUGACAGUGGGAGCUCCAUUGUUUUUUUUAUGUCAGGACUACACUUUUUUGUAUUCUUAAUUAAAGAGGCCUUAAUAAUACAGAAACUCCUUUUUGAAUCUCUUGAUUUUUCAAGCGCUCCCCUCCCCACUACAGAAACUAAGUGCAGAGAGUUUGUAACUGGCCAAGCUUGGGUCUUGAUAAUUUCAAAUGGAUGUAGAUAAUCACAUGCAGUACGUGGGCGACGGGGAGCAGGAGCGCUGUGUAUCGUUGUUGAAAGGUAGCUGACACUGAGCUCAAACACCAGUGUGUUUAUUUUUCUCACUGAGAUUGUUGCUCUCAAGAGGACAUUCAUGUACAGCAAUUUAAAAUGUUUUCAGUCAUCACGUACAUUUACAAUAUUUAUAUGUAGGUAUUUAUAUGAGGUACUAAGUUAAGAUCGCUUCUUUGUUUUGUUACUAUGACUCUUGUUGUGGCACUGAUGUCAUUUAACCUGCAGAUACACAGGUGUCGUAUUUUGAUUUAUGUCCUGUUACGAUGUCCGAGGAGUUGUGUGCACGGCAACUACAAUUUAUGCUCUUUUGUAGAUCCUUAACCGGUUGCAUAAGAAAUUCUUUACAUUUUUUUUUCAAUAAAGAUGUCUUUUACAGUCCCUUCAAAGAAGCCAUACCAAAAAAAAAAUUGAAAUAAAGACUUUGUACA
Messenger RNA from Notothenia coriiceps (black rockcod), 2307 nucleotides. RefSeq names its product RNA-binding protein 38-like. The transcript has 2 exons. The record is from RefSeq and is a predicted model, not a curated record. Bases 576 to 884 code for a protein of 102 amino acids. NCBI's taxonomy places the organism in Eukaryota, Metazoa, Chordata, Actinopteri, Perciformes, Nototheniidae.